GGUCGAGGGUUUAUCGUCCUGAACUGCCUCUCAACCUCGUCAUCUUCGAGGCAGUAGAAAUUACAAAAAGACGACGGCUGAAAAAAGUUGUAACCUUGUAAUACGAAGAUGGUAUCUUAGAGGCGACCAACAAGAGAUACAGCACCAGUUGCGAGAUGAAGAUGCGAGGGACAUUGCUGAUUUUGCUGGGAUGGCUGGCAAGCUGUUUGCGUUGUCACGACGUGCCGUGCAAUUUCAACGCCAUGUGUCUCUGUUGGGUGCAGGACGACACCGAUUUCACAAAGAUGGACAUCAGCUGCACUGGCGUGCCUUUCGCCAGAUUUCCGGACGUAUCGAUAAGUUACGUGGCGCAGCUAGAUGUCGUCGGCUCUGGCAUACAAAUUUUUGACAACGAAGCGUUGGUCAGCGCAUCAGGAGUCGAAGCGCUUGGUCUUGUAAGCAAUCAGCUCAUGAGCAUCGGUGAAAGGUCCCUGCAGCGAGUGAGCGACAGUCUCCGUUCGCUGGACUUAAGUUACAACUCGUUAGAGGAAAUACCCCUGGCGGCCUUGCGUAGCCUAAAGAAACUUAACUGGUUAAACAUGCACAGCAAUCAUCUGACGACAUUGGAAGGCAAUUGGGGUCACAUGAACGGCACACUUUCGAACGCCUUCUUCGGCGACAACUCGCUUGUCUCGGUACCCCGGAGUUUCGCCACCUUCUCGUCCCUCGUCUGGCUCAAUCUCGACAACAACAACAUCGAGGAGCUCCCACUGGAUACCUUACCCCCAAACCUCGUCACCCUUAGCCUGAACGCCAAUUUGCUCAAAGCCUUCCCGGCCAGCGUGGCUGGGCUCAAAGAUCUGGAGUGGCUGUAUCUCCGGGGCAACGACAUCAGGCACCUCCAGUUGCCGGAUUUCAAGAGCAGGCGCCUCGAGAUGGUCGACCUCAGCGAGAACUCCAUCGAGAGCAUCAAUUAUGCUGGCACUGGGAAUAAGAACCUCACCAUAAAAGAUCUAAAUCUGUCCGGUAACCGUCUCACCAGCCUGACAGAGGGCACCUUCUCCCAAAUGGCAGUGCGUCGCAUCCACCUGUCGUCCAACGGAAUCCGAUCGAUCGAUCCACAAACGUUCGCCGGUCUCGAGGACACCCUCGAGUACGUCAACUUGGAAAACAACGAGCUUUCGGCCCUGCCAACCGCCGUGAGCUCGCUGCGUCAGUUGUCGUACCUAUACCUCGCGAGCAACGCAAUUCGCGAGCUCAGCAACGACAGCUUCCUCGAAUUCGGCGGCAAUCUCAAAGCUUUGUCUUUGGCCACCAACGGGUUCGAGACUGUGCCGGUCAGCGCGCUCAGCGGCUGCUCGAGUUUGCUUCACCUCAAUCUCGGGUACAACAAGAUCCACAAGAUCUCGCCCGGGGACUUUGAGUGGGCCGAGAAUCUGGAGAUUCUCCUGCUGAGGAACAAUUUUUUGACGCAGCUCAAGCCAAACACCUUUGGAGGUACGAAAAAACUAAAGGAACUGAGCCUGUCGUUCAACCACCUGACUGAUAUAUCGGACGAGGCGUUCACGGGCCUGACGGACAGCCUCGAGAUCCUCGAGCUGAGCUUUGCCUUCUCGACGGACGUGUUUCCUCUACGGGCUCUCCGUCCCCUCAGCAGCCUCCACUGGCUCGUGCUCGACAACAACAACUUCCACGCGAUCGAGCCCUCGGCGUUCUACACCCUCCAGAAGCUGCGCUACCUCAACCUCGAGUCCAACCGCCUGGCCGAGAUACCCGAGCGCGUCUUCCUCGAGGACGUGCACUCGGAGCUGCGCGACGUCAAGCUCGGCUACAACUUCAUCGAGGCCAUACCCGAGAGCACCUUCCACAAUCUCACCGAGCUGAGGGCCCUGGACCUCACCGGCAACAGGAUAAGGCUGUUGGCUCCGGCCUCCAUAAGCGACUGUCCGCGGCUGGUCACCGUGUCUCUGGCCAACAACAGGAUUACUGCUGUCGAUACCUCGGCCCUCGGUGGACUCUAUGGCCUAAGGUUCUUGCACUUGGAGUUCAAUAAGAUCACGCUCCUGGACUUUGAGGCGUUUGCCGACAGUGGCGGCUCGGAUUUCACCUUAAACGUGUCCUACAAUUCAAUAUCUACUCUGCUGCCGAGCGUAUCACCGAUUAAUUUGACACGCCUCGAUUUGGGUUUCAACAAUCUGACUCACCUGUCAGCCGACGUUUUUGCCAAUUCGCCGAACCUGAGAACAAUCAACUUGCAAAACAACUAUCUGACGUCGAUCGAGCCAGGCACGUUUUCUCUAAGUAACCUCGACGUGUUGAACCUCCGAGACAACCGCAUCGAGUCGUUGCGCAAGCAGAGCUUCAGCGGCCUCGGCCUCCUGCAGCAACUCGAUCUCUCAGGCAACCAACUGAGCCAACUAACGAACGAACAAUUCCGACACUUGCGCGGCUUACGGGUCCUCAACCUGGCACGCAACCGGCUGCGAUCGCUAACGCGCGACGUCUUCACUGGCACGCGACUGGAGAUACUAGAUCUCAGUCGCAACAAGUUCACGGUCGUACCAUCGGCGCCAUUCCUCGACGUUGGGUACACGCUCAGAAGUAUAGAUCUUUCUGAAAACUUCAUCGACCACCUGGAUGCCACUUCGUUCCCGACUUCGCAGCUGGUGUCUCUGAACCUGGCUCGGAAUCGUAUAGAAAUCUUGCCAGACAUCUCGUUCGUCUCUCUGGCAAAGCUGCUGGUGCUCAACAUCUCCCACAACUAUCUUCGAGCGAAUUUCAAAGAGGUGUUCCACUAUCUGCCCGAUCUAAGGCAUCUGAGCCUAGCCAACUGCGAUCUGAAGGCGAUACCACAUCUACUGCUCAGUUCUUUGAAUUGCUUGGACCUGUCGUACAAUAACAUCGACACGAUUCGAGACAACGAGCUGCAGUACUUUGACGAGUUGAAGAUACUCCUGUUGACAAACAACUCGCUGAGAUCCAUCGGUGGACUGAGGCUUAAUUUAUUGAGGGAACUGGAUAUAUCCGGGAAUCCGAUUAAGGAGCUGUCGAAAGAAUCAUUUUCCGGCUACUCCAGAGUAGAAAGUCUCAACAUCCGCAACCUCAAUCGCACCUACGUGGUCGACAAGGAUUGCCUCAAAUCGCUGAGAUACCUGAAACACCUGCGCACCCAAACCUGGCCGGAAGUUCCAAAUUUUCAUCUCCAGCACUUCUUCAAUGGUCUGCCCUUGCGUAUCGUCGAGAUCGAAGUGACCGAGUCUGAGCUUACCGAUCAGCUGCACUACACGUUUACCAAGCAGUUGCGCGAAUUAACGAUCACAGGUCGCAAUUUGCGCUACAUCGACUCCAACGCGUUUGCCACGAUCGAGAGUGCCGAGCUGGUGCUGAGGAUUACGGAGACGCAGGUGCAGCGCUUUCAGUCCGACGUUUUUUCGCCGUUGACGAGACGGUCUUCGCAGCUUUCCCUGGAUCUCAGGAACAAUCACAUUUAUGAACUCAGCCCGUCCGUUAUCUACGGUAAUCAGUCGUGGGAGACUGUGGGCACUUACAUGGUUUCAGGUGGACUUCAGGUGUCGGGCAACCCACUGGAGUGUGACUGCGAAAUCGCCUGGCUGUCGGUCUGGUUGCGCCGCUGGCUCCGAGAGUCGCGCCAAAUUCACACCGCCUCGCAAUCGGAUGCCCGACAAUUGCGCACUUUGGCGGGCAGAGCCGUGUGCGCCGAGACUUCGGCCACGGCCUCGCAACACCAGCAGGGCCAACAGCUCAACUCGAUACUCAACGCCGAUCACACGCGCAACACUGCCUGCCAGGCGUCCGCGCUCAGUGGGGCGCCUGUUUCUGAUUACGGGAGGCGAGCGAUGAUGGCACCCGUGGGUGCCUUUAUUUUCAUGCUGCUUGUCCUGCGGUAGCUGAUUUUUGUUUUUCAUCU
Molecule: messenger RNA, 3907 nt
Organism: Copidosoma floridanum
Lineage: Eukaryota; Metazoa; Arthropoda; Insecta; Hymenoptera; Encyrtidae
Molecular function (GO): protein binding
Source: RefSeq, a predicted model, not a curated record